UUGGUCCCCAAAAGUGUAAUUUUCUCUCACAUUCACCCGCCACCUCACUAGUUUUUGUAAUCUAACUAUUGCGCUUUUCAAACUGUAAAAAGCGCACAUAUAAUUUGGUCCCUACUCUUUACUCCAAAAAUAGCCCCUUAAACCCUCCUAAAAGUCUUGCAAUUAUUGUACACAACACUACCUUCCGCUCCUACUCACGCUAUUUGUAGCACAACUACUAUUGUUUCUUGUUCUUCCUAAGCUUUUAAAAUUUGCAUCUCGCACCGAACCCUCAAACACGAAAAAAAAAAUAUAAUUAUUAAAAUUACGAUCAUGAGAUCAGAGAUGGUAUCGGAUAAAAAAAUUGCCAACGCAGUCAGUGGAAAGACUGCGAGGGCGUGUGACUGCUGCAUAAGAAAGCGAGCCCGAUGGUAUUGCCCAGCGGACGAUGCUUUCUUGUGCCAAUCAUGUGAUGGGACCGUCCACUCUGCCAACUUAUUGGCUCGGAGGCACGAGCGAGUCCGUUUGAAAACGGCCUCGCUCAAGCGAGUACAACGGCUCGAUUUGCCUUCGUGGCAUCGUGGGUUAACCCGAAAACCUCGGACACCACGCCACGGGAAGCAUCAAUCGAAAUUCGAGGAACGAAACCCGCUUCAUGUAAUCGUUCCGGAGCUCGGGAUGGAGGAAACGACAUCAUCCCAAGACGGUGAAUCGGAGGAGCAGCUUCUCUACCGUGUCCCCAUUUACGAUCCCUUCGUAACCGAUUUCCGUUCCUCACCGACGGUCGAUGACAUUCGACCGUUGGAGCUCGAGGGAGGAUCGGAUGUAUCAAAGAGCACGAUUAGCAAUUCGAAACAAUCCCCUGAUAAUUACAUGCCAUCUGACAUGGAUCUUGAAGAAUUUGCUGCUGAUGUCGAGACCUUACUAGGAAAAGGUCUCGAUGAUGAAUUAUAUGGGAUUGAAGAGCUUGGAUUAUUAGAUUGUAGUUCAAGCAUUAAUAAUAACAAUAUCAAUGAGAAUUACAUUGGUAAAAUUGUAAAAGAAGAAGAUGAAUUAUGCGAUGAAGGAGAAAUGAUCAGGGGAUAUGAGAUUGAGGCAGAGAGCAAUAAUGUAGUGAUCAAAGAGCCUCUCGAGCUGAGCUUUGUUUACGACGAACACGAUUUCGGUACGACUUGGGAAGACGAAGAUGAUCAUAAAAAGAAUAUGAUGAUCGAGCCAUCAGUUAUAAAUGAAUCUUUUAAAUUCGAAGAAAAUGAUGAAACAGAGAAAAAUAAGACAAGUAACAUUUUAUUGAGGCUAGAUUAUGAAGCAAUAAGUAACGCAUGGGCUAGCUUAGGCUCCCCUUGGAUUACCGGACAACGCCCCGAAAUUAAUCUCGACGAUUGUUGGCCUCAUUGCACGGGAACAUGUGGGCUAGAUGGAAGUCGUCAUCAAAUAUAUGGAGAAUAUCAAAUGGGGGGAUUCGUAGGGAAUGGAGGAGUCGGGGAUGGAGGAAGGGAGGCAAGAGUGUCGCGCUACAGAGAGAAGAGAAGGACAAGGUUGUUCUCAAAGAAAAUAAGGUAUGAAGUUAGGAAAUUGAAUGCAGAGAAGAGGCCAAGAAUGAAAGGAAGGUUUGUUAAGAGGUCUUCCUUUGCAGCAGCUAAUGCAGCCUUUCCUAAGUAGUUCAAUAUUUUGUUUAUAUUAGGAAAUUUAUAUAAAUGCAAACUUUGUAAUUUUGGUUACACUAAAAUUAUAUGGCCAUUUUUUUUGUACACUAUAGGAAUGUAACUAUGUAAGUACGAGAGGGACUUUGUAUUAGAAGAGAGUCUCGUAAUAACUCGAUAAGUUUUAGGUUCGAGCUCGAAUUAAAUUCGAGUAGUAUCAUACACAUUGCUGUUUUGUGUAUGGGAGUUGUAGUUGUUAAAUGUUAAUGUAACAACCGAUAAAUUCAUGAGAAAAUUUAAACCA
Molecule: messenger RNA, 1926 nt
Organism: Chenopodium quinoa (quinoa)
Lineage: Eukaryota; Viridiplantae; Streptophyta; Magnoliopsida; Caryophyllales; Amaranthaceae
Product: zinc finger protein CONSTANS-LIKE 6-like
Exons: 2
Coding region: 313-1641 (442 amino acids)
Biological process (GO): regulation of DNA-templated transcription
Cellular component (GO): nucleus
Molecular function (GO): zinc ion binding; protein binding
Source: RefSeq, a predicted model, not a curated record